Molecule: messenger RNA, 2562 nt
Organism: Knipowitschia caucasica
Lineage: Eukaryota; Metazoa; Chordata; Actinopteri; Gobiiformes; Gobiidae
Source: the annotation of a GenBank genome assembly
AUGAUAUCACAGAGCCCUGUAGUGUUUAAAGGGGGAGGGGAGCAGACAGAGACAUCAGAGGAAAAACGAGCCGGUAUCGACGAUGUGGAGACGGAGGUGGUGGAGAUCGAGGCCAAACUCGACAAGCUGGUGAAGUUGUGCAGUGGGAUGAUCGACGCGGGUCGAGCCUACGUCACUGCAAACAAACUGUUUGUGAACGGAAUCAAAGACCUGGGGACGCAGUGCAAGAAGGAGGAGAUGAUAUCUGAUUUCCUGGAAAAAUGUGGCGAAGGUCUCCAGGAAAUUGUCAACUACCACAUGAUCCUGUUUGAUCAGGCGCAGAGGUCCAUCAAGCAGCAGCUGCACACCUUCAUCAAAGAAGAUGUCCGUAAGUUCAAAGACACUAAGAAGCAGUUCGACCGUGUGCGCGAGGACAUGGAGCUGGCGCAGGUGAAGAACGCUCAGGCCCCGAAGAACAAGGUCCACGAGGCUGAGGAAGCCAGUGCUGCGCUGGUGCUGAGCCGCAAGGCCUUCAGGCACCUGGCCCUGGACUACGUGCUCCAGAUAAACGUCCUUCAAGCCAAGAAGAAGUUUGAGAUUCUGGACGCGAUGCUGUCGUUCAUGCGUGCACAGUACUCGCUCUUCCAGCAGGGAUACACCAUCCUCGACGAGGUCCAUCCCUACAUGAACAAACUCGCCGGACAGUUGGAUCAGCUGGUGAUCGACUCGGCCAUGGAGAAGAGGGAGAUGGAGCACAAACACGCUCUCAUACAAAAAAGGACGCUGAUGCAGGAUUUCUCGUACGACGAUCCAAAGCUGGAGUUCAACGUCGACGCUCCCAAUGGAGUCGUGAUGGAGGGAUAUCUGUUCAAACGAGCCAGCAACGCAUUCAAGACGUGGAACAGGCGCUGGUUCUCCAUACAGAACAGUCAGUUGGUUUAUCAGAAGAAACUAAAGGACUCUUUGACAGUGGUGGUGGAGGACCUGAGGCUCUGCUCCGUCAAACCCUCCGAGGACAACGAGCGGAGGUUCUGCUUCGAAGUCGUUUCUCCAACAAAGAGCUGUAUGCUGCAGGCUGAGUCUGAGAAGCUGCGUCAGGCCUGGAUCCAAGCGGUCCAGGCCUCCAUCGCCUCUGCUUACAAAGACAUUGGGGACAACUACUACGUGGAGCGCCUGGACCGCACGGCCUCGCCAUCCACCAGCUCCAUCGACUCGGCCUCAGACGCUCGCGGCGAGCGCUUCAUGGAGCGCGCUCAGUCAAGAGGAGCGGAGGGGCUGCUGCAGAGGGUUCAGACUCUGCCCGGCAACGAGGUCUGCUGUGACUGCGGCCAGAGCGCCCCCUCCUGGGCCUCCAUCAACCUGGGGGUCCUGCUGUGCAUCGAGUGCUCCGGCAUACACAGGAGUUUGGGUGUGCACUGCUCGAAGGUUCGCUCUCUCACUCUGGACUCGUGGGAACCAGAGCUUCUUAAAUUGAUGUGUGAGCUGGGGAACUCUGUGAUAAACCAGAUCUACGAGGCCACGUGUGACGAGGCUGGAGCCAGGAAGCCGGGUCCUGCCUCCUCCAGACAGGAGAAGGAGGCGUGGAUCAAGCACAAGUAUGUGGAGAAGCGCUUCCUGAAGAAGCUAGGGGGCGCUGUGCUGGUGGAGGCUGAGCGUAAGCACCGGCCGUGGACUGUGAAGAAGUGUCAGCGGAGCAGCGGCUCUAUGCGGCGCCUCAAAACACGCAGGAAAAACAAACGCUACGACCCGGGCAGCGCAUCGCCCGCCAACCUGUCUGCAGCCGCUGCAGCAAAGUUCCGUCGGGAUUCCUUGUUCUGUCCGGACGAGCUGGACUCACUCUUCUCAUAUUUCGACACCGGCUCCGGACCUCGCAGUCCGGCUGGUCUGAGCAGCGACUCUGGACUCGGGGGAAGCACUGACGGCAGCACGGAUGUCUUAGCGCUGGGCUCAGUGGUGGACAGCGUCACAGAAGAAGAGGAGGAGUCGGAGGAGUCUUCCAGUGGGGAGGUGGAGAUUGAGCAGGAGCCCUCAGACUCGGAGGACCCACGGGAGCUUCACCCCGGAGCCCUGGUCCACCCUGUGGCCCUCCUGCUGCGCGCGGCCCGGCUCCACAACCUACCGCUGAUGGCCGAGUCGUUAGCCCACGGAGCCGACGUCCACGCAGCCCCAGAGGAGGAGGAGGGCCGGACCGCACUCAUACAAGCUGUGAUCGGGGGCUCUCUGAUCGCCUGUGAGUUCCUGCUCCAAAACGGCGCCGAUGUGAAUCAGAGAGACAUGAGGGGGAGGGGCCCGCUGCACCACGCCACCGGCCUGGGGCACACUGGUCAGGUGUGCCUGUUCCUGAAACGAGGAGCGUCUCAAACUGAGGUGGACGAACAGGGACACGACCCUCUGAGCAUCGCAGUGCAGACCGCCAACGCCGACAUCGUCACGCUGCUCCGUUUGGCGCGGAUGAACGAGGAGAUGCGAGAAGCCGACGUCCCGUUGGGGCAGCCAGGUCAAUACCCGAGCAGCAGCCCCACAGAGCAGCAGUACAAGAAGUGUAUACAGGAGUUCAUCUGCCUCACCAUAGACGAGAGCUAG